AUGUUUAAUGUUCCAAGAAUUCAUUAUAAUCAAAAGACUAAAAACACGCCAUUCGACAAACAUUCGACAAAAUUUGACAUGUUUUGUCUAAUAUUUACCGAUUAUUGCUCGAAUGGCAUGUUGGAUGACAGCAUAGUGGCAGUCGAACGCGAUGUUAUAAUAGCAUUAUUGUUAUUAGGGAUGUGCUAUUAG
Messenger RNA from Cetraspora pellucida, 192 nucleotides. The record is from the annotation of a GenBank genome assembly. NCBI's taxonomy places the organism in Eukaryota, Fungi, Glomeromycota, Glomeromycetes, Diversisporales, Gigasporaceae.